AUGCAAACCUCCGCGUUGCUGGGCCUAAGCCUUUGGUCUUUGAGCACGGGCUUUCUCUUAGAUGUUGGAGCACCAAGGACAGGAACACAGUCGAUGUACGACGCUUUGAAGCUACUGGGCUUCAACCCCUUGCACAGCGGCUACAAGUUAAAGUCACGCGAUGCGGUCUGUGGGUACCUUUUUGGCGGAGAGCCACUGGAUGAUGCCUUGGCCGUGUUGGAUGGGUAUGAUGCAGCCAUGGACGAACCCUUCAUGCUCAUUUACGAGGAGGUCUUGGCCGCCAUCCCGGACGCGAAGUUCUUGUUGACCAUCUCAGAUCCAGAAAGCUGGUAUGAGAACUAUAAUGAAUUGGUUAGACUGUAUUGGGACACCGAGACUGAUCUUGCAGAGGGAGAGCCUUCAUACUAUGCGACAUGCCUGGCCAUGUCUUCCUGGGGGUGCAAGUUCUUCAGUUCUCCCUUCGAAUCAGACAAGAAGACAUGCUUGGACAACUAUCAGCGCCACAUUGACAGAGUCCAGCAAGUUAUUCCCGCAGAGCAAUUGCUGGUCUACAAUUGGUCAGAUGGAUGGGCUCCUCUAGCGCACUUCUUGGGUGUGCCAAUUCCUGAAGUGGAAUUUCCACAUACCGAUGCAGCCAUCAAAGCACUGACAUAUUUGAACAAAACCAUGCAUGAUGACACUACGGAAAGGGCAUUGAAGGACCAUGAUCCUGGAGACGAGCAAGUGGGCAUAUACAUGGCAUUCCCAGCCAUCGGCCGAGUUUCGGGCGUCAACGACCUCCGAGGUGAGGCUUUGCCGGCCGACGACCUGGCCGUGACCGCCGUCCAGUUCGAGGUCCUGGUCACCGAGAUCAGCAGCAGCGCAGCGUUCGUGGUGUCAGAUGCCCUGCAUGGCUGGCUGGCCGAGAGCCGCCUACGAGCACUUCCAAAGCGAAGCAUCGCAGGACUCUGUUCGUCUUGCCGGAAGCCUUUGCCGCAGGAGGCCUUCACCCGCGGUGCGCGAAGGAGAUUGAGGUCUGGAGCAGCUGCCGCCUGCGAGGCGUGCAACAAAGAAGCGAGGAGACAAGGAGCUUUUGGCCUCGAUUCUCUUGGAAGCUCGUGGCUGCCCGCCAUUUGCACGCUUGUGGGCGGCUCAUUGGUGAGCGUCUAUUUGCGACCUUCCAUGCCAUUGUCUUUGGCAAUUGGGUCGAUGUUGGCGGCGUUUUGCCUGAAGAGCUGGCUUUUUGGAUGGCUGGGUCUCGGCCGAGAGCCCUCCUUGGAGACCAAAGCGCUGCGCUUGGUGGGAGAAGGAUCCACCGCGUGGUCUCGCUGCGUCGACGAUGCAUGGGUGCGGAGCUUCGCCCACCUGCGUCGUGGAGCCUUCACCACGGAGCAGCUCCAAAGGUGGUGGGACGCUGCGCUGAACGAGACCCAUUGGCGACAGCCCAUGCUUCCCAAUGGUCGCUUGUUGCCUCGUUCGGCCGCAUGGUUCGUGCAGCCGGGAUGCUCUUGUUCCUACGAGUACAACGGAACCGCAUGGCCGGCCGUGGAGGUACCCAAGUGGCUUCAGGAGGUGGAAGAUGCUGUUUGGCAUCUCCUCAGCGAUGAAGGUAGGGCCCGGGGCUGUCCAGACCUCAGGCCUCGUGCGGCCCAACAGUUGCGUGGCCAACCUCUGCGCGGACGGCUCGCAGUCCGUGGAUUGGCAUGCUGACAAUGAGCCACUUUUCCAAGGGCUGCUGGAGGAUUGUCGGAUCGUGAGCUUGUCCCUCGGCGAGACCCGCCGCUUCGACUUGCGGCGGCGACGCGGAAGGGGCAAUCCAUAUCAGCACGUGGAUCGACUAUCCAUUGAUUUACACAAUGGAGACCUUAUCACCAUGGAGGGGUGUUUUCAGAAGCACUGGUACCACCGUGUUCCCAAAGCCGCCGGGGUGACGAGGCCUCGCAUCAACUUGACGUGGCGGAGCAUCACUCGCCACGAGGCGACCUGCCCGUAUUCUACGGCGCAUCUUCUGCAA
Durusdinium trenchii is the source of this 1993-nucleotide messenger RNA. The record is from the annotation of a GenBank genome assembly. NCBI's taxonomy places the organism in Eukaryota, Dinophyceae, Suessiales, Symbiodiniaceae.